This is a messenger RNA of Actinia tenebrosa (Australian red waratah sea anemone), 894 nucleotides long. Its product is annotated as 26S proteasome non-ATPase regulatory subunit 13. Gene Ontology annotation, biological process: ubiquitin-dependent protein catabolic process. The record is from RefSeq and is a predicted model, not a curated record. Gene Ontology annotation, molecular function: structural molecule activity. Gene Ontology annotation, cellular component: proteasome regulatory particle, lid subcomplex; nucleus; cytosol. Lineage: Eukaryota; Metazoa; Cnidaria; Anthozoa; Actiniaria; Actiniidae.
UACCGGCGUAAAAAUCGUGAGAAGAAAAGGAGAAAAGUUUCUCGUGUUUGACAGAAUUUUACGCUGAAAAUGAGAGACGUAAAGGUAUUCCUUGGCAAUAAACAGAGUGAAGGAGGUCCACUGGCAUCGGAAUGGGCAGCACUGGAAGAAUUAUACGACAAGAGAUUAUGGCAUCAGCUCACACUGGCCUUGGUCGAGUUUGUGAAAAAUGAUUAUUUUGUCAAAAAUAAGGGACUUUUAGAUAUGCAUGAAAACUUCUUGGCAGAUUUUGAACACAGGAUAAAUCCAUUGACAUUGAUGGAAAUUAGUUUAUAUAUCGUGAAAGAAUAUUCAGAUCCUGACAAAGCUGUUGAGUUUUUGGAAAAGCAGAGAGAAAAGGUGAAGAAUGUAUUGGAGGCAGACAUUCUAUGCCUUACUUCUAUUGGAAACAUCAGGCUGGAAGAGAAAAAGAUGAAUGAAACCAAGACUGUUAUUGCACAAGCCAGAGAAAUGCUGGACACUAUUGAUGGAGUCACCACAGUUCACGACAGAUUCUAUAAGCUGUGCAGCAACUUCCACAAGAUUUCAGGAAACUACAAUGAAUAUUACAGAGAUGCCUUACGUUAUCUAGGAUGUGUGGAUCUCAGUCAAUUAUCAGAUACAGAAAAGGUAGAAAGAGCAUUACACUUGUCCCUAGCAGCUUUACUUGGGAGUAACGUUUACAACUUUGGAGAGCUUCUUGCCCACCAAGUCUUGAAAGCCAUCCAAGGAACUGAACACAAUUGGAUUGUAGAACUUUUGUACGCCUUCAAUAGUGGUAACUUAUCAAAGUUUGAAAGCCUACGACCGCAAUGGGAAAAGCAGCCUGACAUGGUAAAAAAUCAAUUGGCUCUUCAACAGAAAAUCCGUCUUCUC